AGUGACUCUACGUUCUCCUCUCACUCUAUGGCGCGGCUCCUGGCCCUGCUACUACAUGCCGUGGGCGUGUGGCCUGUGGGGGGUGCCAAUCCAUGCUGGUCCGGGGACUUUAGCUUUGCCAGCUGCUGCCUGGUGAACAGCGCGCAGUGCUGGGGGGGUGGCUUCACCUACGAGAGAUGCUGCCUUCAGAGCCCCUUGCUCUCGGCGCCCGAGGUUGAGGCAGUGAGGAAGAUGAAGAGCCAGGCGCUGAACUGCGGCUGUGGCAAGCCGGACUUGAGCCACCCGGCCUUCAAGGGCGGCCGCUUCACCUGGUGCAAGUUCUACCAAUCCAUCAUGCUCAACCAGGACUUGCGGCCCUUCUACAUGCCCUUCCUGGAGUUAUCGGUCGAGCAGCUGGCGGAAUGCCCUUUGGGUAGCCUCGCGAUGGUCCUGAUGGACACAUCGUUGAAGGUCGCCAAUGCGAAGGGCGCUCCGCCCAAGCUCACCGAGAUGCCCAGCUUUUUGAGGGCGAGAGAGAUGCUGCAGAUGAUCUUGGGCAUGGGCCUCUCUUUGAUUGGCUUCGGUGCCCUCGGCGGCUUCGGCCGGGAAUUCCUGGAGCUCCUCAGGGUUGAUGUGACCACCUCUGGCUGGAUGCUCUUCAAUCAGGUCAGCGCCCUCCGCGGCAUCCUCCUCCGCCGCGGCGGACUGGAAGCGCCCAGCGAGGGCGCUGCGGCGUGCCUGCAGACGCCCGCAACGGAGACUUUACCGGGAAGGAUGCUGCAGACCAUGAUGGACGGGGCCAACUUUGUCCCUGUAGGCACCAAGGCCUUGCUCCAGCUUCUCCAAGCGCCGCCCCCGGGCCCCGCCUGUCGUGUCACGGUGCCUGCCAUGCAGAUGCUGGUGUCCUAUGGGUUGCUGCAGCAUACGGCGCCUGAGCCGCAGCAGACGCAUGUGCCAGGAGCUCCACUGGACUCGAAGGAGGAGGGUGAAGUGCUGCUGCGCAGUGCCGAAGUGCAGCUGCGCACGGCGCUGCUGGAAGACUCGGGAAGUCUGAAGGUGCUGGGCCUGAUGUUGCUCUCGCCCUGGCCGAUCCCUGAAGUCUUGGAUCUCUUGAGCAUGCCGGGUCGUGUGAACCUGACGGUUCAAGAGGCCAUGCUGGAGUUGCUCAACCUCACCCAGGGCCACCCUCUCUGGGAUGCCGCGGUGGCCAACCCCGUCAGCGGCCGCUAUAGCUUCAGGGUCAACCCCUACCGCGAGAUGGUGAGCGACAUGGUUCGCUACACCCGGCUGCCCUUCUGCGGGCUGCGGCCUUUCAUGCGCAUGGUCGCCUCGAUCGCGCAGGCGGCAGUGGAAGCCGGCUGCCCAAAGAAGGGGGUCUACCUGGAGGACUUGAGCCUUUGCGAGUUCACCUUCAUCGAGGGAGGCCCUCAUUUGGGCGAUUGCGCCCUUUGGGCUGCGAGUGCUCUACGCCUCGUGGGCGUGCGCGUGCGGGCCAUCGCCUACGAGCCGUUGCCGGAUGCGGCCGGGCUCUUCCAGCAGAGCGUCCUGGAGAACGGCUUCGGUGGCGCCGUGGAGGUGAAGAUGGCGGCCCUGGGCGCGCAACGGGGCCCCGUGGAGAUGAUCCACUUCCGGGGACACAACGGACAGGCCACCGUGAACGGUCAGGACUUCCCUUCCCAUGACCCCAGAGAGGUGGUCAAGGUGCCGACAGAGGAACUGGCGCUGGACGAGGA
Durusdinium trenchii is the source of this 1712-nucleotide messenger RNA. Lineage: Eukaryota; Dinophyceae; Suessiales; Symbiodiniaceae. The record is from the annotation of a GenBank genome assembly.